AGCAGGUUGUGCUGGGUUGCUGGGAGACGGUGACGGUGCUGGUGCUGGUAUUGCUUCUUCUCCCUUCCUUUCUCUCUGGCUGGCUAUGGGCCCCUCUGGUAUCAUCUGUCAUAUCUUCGGUGUCGUAUGCUUUCUCCGCUGGCUUUCUGCUGUCUCCGCUUUGCAAGAUGUCACAGCCGAGUUGUUCGGGUCGGAAGCCUGGGGAACCGUGGCCGCAUUUGGAGACUUUAACGCAGACAAACAGACCGACGUUUUUCUCAUCAGAUCUAACAAUCGAUUGGUAAUCUUGUUGGCUGAUGUAAAAGCACCGUAUUAUAAGCCAAAACCCAAAGUGGUGCUGCAGCAAAGUGACCUGGUGAUUACUAGUGUGGUACCAGGAGACUAUGAUGGGGACUCACAAAUGGAUGUCCUACUUACCCUUCGUUCUAAGGAUCGCAGUGACAACACCAGCAUUGUUAUCUUCUGGGGAAAUAAUCAAACACUGGAUUCAAAACUUUUUACCAGUUUACAGCACAGCUUUUUGGAUGAACCACUAGUACUCGAAAAUCAAACAUGGUAUUCUGCAUUGGAUUCAGACAUUCAAAUGUAUAUACCUCAUUCUCAUGCUUUUAUUGACCUUAAUAAAGACUUCACUGCAGACUUAUUUCUUACCACGAAAGAGCCUGAUGGAAUUCGUUUUGAAAUAUGGGAAAACAAGGAUGGAAAUUUCUCAAAAGCUCCUGCCUCAUAUGACAUCUCAAAGCCUCCUAAUACCAAGAAAAUUGGGCAAUCGGUUUUUGCUGAUUUUGAUGGGGAUGGACAGCAGGAACAUUUAUUGCCUGCCUGUGCAGAUGAAGAUUGCCAUGAAGGCAUCAUUUAUCGGAACAUGCCAGGAUCUGACCAGUGGAUACCAGUAUUGUCAAAUCUGAAGAAUGGCAACACUGUUUGGGGAUUUAAUUCACAAGAUUCAACACCACAGCAGCCAUUUCCAUUUCCAAUCUCAAUUCAUUUAGGGGACUACAACAUGGAUGGCUUCCCUGAUGCAUUGGCAAUACUGAAGAACAUUUCAGGCAGCAACACGCAAGCUUUCUUACUGGAAAAUGUUCCAUGCAAUGAUGCAAGCUGCAGGCCGGUGGGUCGAAUGUUCAAGGUUCUUUGGGAGCUGUCCGAUUUAAAUGAAAUUAAAAAUGCCGUUGUGGCAACCUUCUUUGACAUUUAUGAAGAUGGUAUCUUGGACUUGCUUGUAUUAAACAAAAAUAAGGAAAAAUCAGAGUUCACCAUCCAUGCUUUGCGAAAUAACUUUGAUGCUGAUGCUUACUUUGUGAAAGUCAUUGUUCUCAGUGGAUUGUGUUCCAAUGAUUGCCCACAUCAGGUCACUCCAUUUGGGGUGAAUCAGCCUGGGCCAUACAUCAUGUACACAACUGCAGAUGCAAAUGGAUACCUUAAAAAUGCAUCAGCGGGACAACUCAGCCAAUCAGCACAUUUUGCUCUUCAGCUGCCCUAUGUAGUACUUGGCCUAGGACGUAGUGCAAACUUUCUCGACCAUCUUUAUGUUGGCAUUCCUCGACCUCAAGGAGAAAAGUCUGUAAGAAAACAAGAAUGGACAGCUAUUAUUCCAAAUUCUCAACUUAUAGUAAUUCCUUAUCCUCAUAACACACCAAAAAGCUGGAGUGCCAAGUUAUAUUUAACCCCAAGUAAUAUUGUACUACUUACAGCCAUAGCAUUAAUCGGAGUCUGUGUUUUCAUUUUGGCUAUAAUUGGAAUUUUACACUGGCAAGAGAAGAAGGCAGAUGACAGAGAGAAACGCCAAGAAGCACACAGAUUUCAUUUUGAUGCCAUGUGAAAUGUGGUGGUUUAUAAGAGACAAAUGCUAAGUGUUAGAUCUCAAAUACAACUUAUAGCAAAAAAGAUGACUGUUUAAUGUUCAAUUGUACAUAGUCUAACUGCUUCCCGGAUUUUCUUAAGUCUAAUUUAUGGUUUCUGGGCAGUGAUUGCAAAAUAACUUGAGCUGUAUAUUUUGGGGAGUUAAGAAUCACUGAAAAAUAAAUUAUGCACUUCAUUGUGCCACUGCAUGCGUUUUCAAAAGUUUGUUUUCUAAACAUGGUGUAUCUUUCUGAUGUUAUUAAUGUGGCUCACCAGCCGUGAAAUGUCUAAAAUAAAUGGUCUCUGUGGAAAAACA
Molecule: messenger RNA, 2158 nt
Organism: Stegostoma tigrinum
Lineage: Eukaryota; Metazoa; Chordata; Chondrichthyes; Orectolobiformes; Stegostomatidae
Gene: itfg1
Product: integrin alpha FG-GAP repeat containing 1
Exons: 17
Coding region: 86-1822 (578 amino acids)
Cellular component (GO): plasma membrane
Source: RefSeq, a predicted model, not a curated record